Mycena indigotica is the source of this 1038-nucleotide messenger RNA. RefSeq names its product 3'-5' exonuclease domain-containing protein. Gene Ontology annotation, cellular component: cytoplasm; nucleus. Gene Ontology annotation, molecular function: nucleic acid binding; 3'-5' exonuclease activity. Gene Ontology annotation, biological process: nucleobase-containing compound metabolic process. The transcript has 6 exons. NCBI's taxonomy places the organism in Eukaryota, Fungi, Basidiomycota, Agaricomycetes, Agaricales, Mycenaceae. The coding region runs from base 1 to 1038 and encodes 345 amino acids. The record is from RefSeq and is a predicted model, not a curated record.
AUGUCAACAAGCCAAGUGGCUGAAUCAGAAUCAGCACCUCCCAAGCCUCCACUACCAACAACACGUUAUUGCUGGAAAACGCUCAAUCCUGUUAUAAAACAACACUACAUUACCGAUGCACAGCACGCAGAACAGGCCAUGUCCUGUUUUACCGGGCCUUGCGGGUUAGACAUUGAGUGGAGGCCGACGUAUGUCAAAGGGCAGGCAGAGAACCCGGUGGCAUUGCUCCAGUUGGCUAACACAGACACCAUCUUGCUGCUUCAUUUGCACCACAUCAGAGCCAUACCACCAAGUCUACGAGCCUUUCUGGAGAACCCAGAAAUUGUUAAAGCAGGUGUUGGCAUCCAAGGAGACGCAAAGAAACUGUACAAAGACAUUGGCCUGAGCGUUCGAGGAUGUGUAGACCUCGCCCUGCUCGCGCGUUCAGUCGAUAAUGAACGGUGGAAGGGCAAAUACUCCGACCCUCUUGGCCUUGCGAGGCUGAUUGCGACAUACGAAGACCUUCUGCUCUUCAAAGGGAAAGUCACUCGUAGCAAUUGGGAACGUCGUUUAGAUGCCGAACAACUUGAGUAUGCCAGCAAUGAUAGUCACGCAGGGUACACUUUAUUCAUGAGACUCUCUCAGUUGCUUCUCAGUCUGUCCAAGAUACCAGAACCUCGAUGCUAUAGCUUCGACUGUCAGCGCGGCAGUCUUGUCGUCCCCAGCACAGGUACCCCGUGGACGCCGUUUAAUCCAGACUAUGACCCUGGGCCGCCGCCACCCCCAAAGGAGCCCAAAACCAAGAAAGAACGUUCACCUAAGCCAACAACCGAUACUGAUGCGUCACGACUCCGGUUGCCUGUGCAAACAGGAAGCAAGCCUUCUCAUCGUCCUGGUCAGUCAAGUUUUAGGGCACGCAACACACAACGUCCAGCUCCUUCCCAUCCGAGUUUGCCGCCCAAACCACCUCCAGCUGCCGGUGGUAGACCACGCCCCGCGAAAUAUCAUCCGGAGCUGCCUAGAAACCGGAAACUUAACACAGUAGACACUGCGGAGUGA